GCAAAUUUGCCCAUUUCCGGAUCCGCUCCACGUCUGCUGGGUAGUCACUUUGGCAACCCUCAACAACCGAAUUUUCUGAACUUGUUCCAGGCCAACAAAGCUCCCGUUCUGUCGUCAAAGAACGCAGGAUUCAAUGCGGGUGCCAAUACAGGCGCUCCCCCUCCGAACAUUUUUCAACAACUUCAGCAAGCUGGAAGUAUAACAGCGUCAAGACUGGGUAGCUCUUCACCAGGAAUUGGACAUCAGCGUGUUCUGCUCCCUUCAUCGACAGCCUUUCCUGUGAAAGCGCACCAGUCCACACCCCAGGUAGCGAAGAGCGUCACCCCCAAAGGUCCUAGUACUGGAAGCCGUACGCCAAUGAGUCAGCAGCAGGCGUACCAGCGCCACACGGACAUGCAGCAGGCGGAUCAACGACGGAUGGAGCAGAGCCAGUUUUUAGGCAACAAAAUUGAUUUUAAGGCCCGCGAUAAUUCAUUUUCAUUCUCAUAGAAGAUUCGUUUUCUUCCGUGCAGAUAGGAUUCUGCAAAGAAAAUGAUCUUCUUUGGAAAUGGAUCACCGGGAAAUCAAGCGCUAAUGAUUGGAAGGCCUAUGCGAGUGUGCUUCUGAAAAUGCAA
Amoebophrya sp. A25 is the source of this 614-nucleotide messenger RNA. NCBI's taxonomy places the organism in Eukaryota, Dinophyceae, Syndiniales, Amoebophryaceae. The record is from the annotation of a GenBank genome assembly.